AAAUGGCUGGACGUCCUCGCAUAACCUCCCUACACAUAUCUUCUUCACCUGACCUCUCUUCCUUACCCUCCCUCAUAGCAGUCGGCUGCCGUGGUCCGGUGACCUCCCCACGAUGCCUCCCGGGAAGAGAUCCACACAGCCCUCACGGAAUUCCGAAGAAGACCCUCUUACUGAAUACGAGAAAAUGAGGGCUGUGAAUAUGAUGAAGAACAAUCAAUUGUUUCAACGGCUAGGCCUUGGACAAUUAAAAACAAUGAUCACCGCAACAACUACAAACAACAAUCAAGGCGGUCCUCAGGAAUCAGGUUCUUUAUAUGAUGGUGAGAACGUUGAGGAUUCUGGUGAAGAGGAUGUUGGCAUGGAAUUCCAAGCUCGUAAGGGUGUCCCUACCCACAUCUCCAAUGAUGGUGAACAUAUGUCAACAAAAGUAACAAGAGGAAAUAAAAGAAUUAUGGCACCUGUGCAGGAACGGCCAGUUAGAGUCACUAGACAAAGAGUUGCUGAAGUAAACCAAAUGUCUACCCAUAGCCUAAAUGUUUCUACACAACCCAGUUCAAGUGCCGCCACAAACCAUGAUUUGACCCACAACCUUAUUGUUCCUACACAUCCUAGUUCCAAUACUGCCACAAACCAUGAGCCCAUCCAAGACAUGGAUACUAUUGCACAACCUACUUUCCAGAUACAGGAGGGUGAUAACCACACUGGGAAUCAAGAAAUCAUACCAAGGAGAAAAAGUAUGGGCAGGCAACUUGAAUCGUUAAGCAGAGGACUGGGAAUCAAUAUUCCAAUCCAAAUCACUGAAGGGAACAAAAGGCCAGAGCCACCUAUUCAAGCUGCUAAGUUUGCAUCAGAGGGUGGAAUCACAUUGAGGCAGCACAUUCCAAUAUUUAACCAUUGGAAGGAAUACAAGAAGAGAGAGAAUGAACCUAUAAUAAGAAACUACAUUGGCAAAGUUACUGCUAAUUUCACGGUGGACAGUGAGAGCAAGACAGUGGAAGAUGCAUGUCUAGACAUGCUAAAGAGUGGACAACGCCAAAUGAGGUAUAGACUGAAACAGAAGUACUUCAAUGGGAUACCUGCUAAUCAAGUGAGGACUACAUCACCUAUUCCAAGCAUGUCUGACAACGACUGGAGAAAGUUGGUGGAGAAGUGGUCUACCCCAAAUCACAAGGAAAGUUGUGUGAAGAACAAACUUAAUCGUGAAAAAGUACAGUAUCAACAAUGCACAGGCUCUCAGUCCUACAUUGCAAAGGCUUUUAUAUUGAAGCAAGAAAAAUAUAAGGACGCGGAACCUAGUGCAAUAGAUCUUUUCAAGGAGAUGCAUUGUAGCAAAAAGAAAGGUUUUAGUGAAAAUGUUCAGAAAGCUAUUGUUGACAUGGAAGAAAUGGUAGCAGCACCAGUUCAGGAUGGACAACAACCAAAAUCUCCUACAGAAGUUGUUUCUAAUGUGCUACCAGGCUCCAGUGUGUUCCUACGCAAUGUUGGUCUUAAGUCUGCAUCCCAGAAAAGCUCCACAACGACUGUUUCUGCAAAGGUUCAACAACUUCAGGAUGAACUCGAGACCGAGAAGCAAGAAAAAGAUGGCCUUCGGGAAGAAGUGGAAACCUUGAAGGCUCAAGCACAAGCAUCUCAGGAGACUGUUGAUAGUAUGAAGAGGUCGAUGGAAGAAAUAACAACCUCCUUCGUCAACUAUUAAGCUUCAAUCGAGGCCAAGUGCCUCCAUCAUAAGUCUGGUUGACCACUAUAGGACAUGCAGCCUUAUGGCUGUUAUAGUGGCUAGUUAUAGUAGCUCUAGAUUUGAAGUUAUAAGAUCAUUUUUCAAUUCUGCUUAAUUUUUAAUACUUUGAGUUGAAGUUAUUGGAUUUGUUUUGGAUUUUAAGUUAAAGGAUUUGCAGAUAUAUGUUUUAAAGUUAUAUUAUUCUCUUCUAGAUGAAAUAUUUGUGUUGAACAAAUUCAUAUGAUAUUUUGGUUCUGAUGUGUAAUAUUC
Molecule: messenger RNA, 1987 nt
Organism: Zea mays
Lineage: Eukaryota; Viridiplantae; Streptophyta; Magnoliopsida; Poales; Poaceae
Source: RefSeq, a predicted model, not a curated record